Messenger RNA from Diospyros lotus (date-plum), 1894 nucleotides. Its product is annotated as ATP phosphoribosyltransferase 1, chloroplastic. Lineage: Eukaryota; Viridiplantae; Streptophyta; Magnoliopsida; Ericales; Ebenaceae. Gene Ontology annotation, cellular component: cytoplasm. Bases 145 to 1485 code for a protein of 446 amino acids. The transcript is spliced from 11 exons. Gene Ontology annotation, biological process: L-histidine biosynthetic process. The record is from RefSeq and is a predicted model, not a curated record. Gene Ontology annotation, molecular function: magnesium ion binding; ATP phosphoribosyltransferase activity.
UCUCAAGCUCUCAGCUCGCUUUUGCAAUUUGCUUCCUCCGCGGCGGCGAUUAGUAUCUUGACCACAAACAGUCAGCAAGGAAGUUACUGUAGAGAAGAGAGGGAGAGGGAGUCUAUCCGGCUGCCCCACCGCAUAUCCGCCGCCAUGUCCGUCAUGAGCCCCUCACUCCAACAGCGUCCCCUCUCCUAUGCCAACUCUCUCUCCGCAUUCUCUUCGUCUCCUCGCUCUUCGCCAUCCGUUCGUUUUGUUGUGACAUUCACCGUCUCUUGUUGCUCGCUGGCGUCUCCGGCCACUUCGGUGAACGGAAAUGUCGACCAGAAAGUUCCUGAGAGGAACGAAAUUCGUCUCGGUUUGCCUAGCAAAGGCCGUAUGGCCUCCGACACUCUCGAUCUCCUCAAGGAUUGCCAAUUAUCGGUCAGGCAGGUCAAUCCUCGGCAGUACGUUGCUGAAAUUCCCCAGCUUCCAAACCUGGAAGUAUGGUUUCAGCGGCCAAAAGACGUAGUAAGGAAAUUGGUAUCAGGUGAUCUAGACCUAGGUAUUGUGGGUCUCGAUACCGUUAGUGAAUAUGGACAGGGGAAUGAAGAUCUAAUUCUUGUUCAUGAUGCACUUGAGUUUGGAGACUGCCGUUUAUCCUUGGCUAUACCCCAAUAUGGGAUUUUUGAAAAUAUAAAUUCACUAAGGGAGCUGGCACAGAUGCCUCAGUGGACAGCCAAGAAACCUCUGAGAGUUGCCACUGGUUUCACUUAUCUGGCUCCAAAAUUUAUGAAGGAAAAUGGACUAAAGCAUGUUAUUUUCUCAACUGCUGAUGGAGCAUUAGAGGCAGCACCUGCGAUGGGAAUAGCUGAUGCUAUAGUUGACCUUGUGAGUAGUGGAACGACACUUAGAGAGAACAAUUUGAAAGAAAUUGAAGGCGGAGUCAUCGUGAAGAGUCAGGCUGUCCUUGUUGCUAGCAGGAAGUCCUUGACCUUGCGAAAAGGUGUAUUGGAUGCCACUCAUGAAAUUCUUGAAAGAUUGGAGGCACAUUUGAGGGCAAUUGGACAGUUCACGGUUACUGCAAACAUGAGGGGAAGCAGUGCAGAUGAGGUGGCAGAGAGAAUCCUGAGCCAAACAUCACUAUCGGGUCUGCAGGGGCCCACUAUAAGUCCAGUUUUUUGCAAACGUAAUGGAAGGGUAACAGUUGAUUACUUUGCAAUAGUCAUAUGUGUACCCAAAAAGUUGCUUUACAAGUCGGUUCAACAGCUGAGAGCGGUGAGAGACCUCUCUCUCUCUCUCUCUCUCUCUCUUCUACUUAUAUAUCAUCAUGACAAGAUUACAAACUGGUUUUUCUCACCCAUUGCUAGCUCCAAGAGAGAGAACCCAGUGUCGGAUUGGUGGCAGUGGAGUUCUGAUCUCGCCUCUGACCUACAUUUUCGACGAAGAAACUCCAAGAUGGCGAGAACUCCUUUCGAAACUCGGGCUUUGAUCCCAUUCGCGAGAUGCCUCUAGCUGCUCUGCAUUCUGUAGCAGUAAAAUUGUCCAAGAACUUCACAAAUUUAUAUUAUGGAAUGAUCUGUUGGUGCAGGGGGCAUAGCUCUUCUGGGAAGUUAAGAAAAUUUUGUGUUAAUGAAGCCCAGCCAAGCAUCAUUAUCUUAUCUGCCUGUUAAUUUGAAAUCUUUCAUCAGUGUUGCUUCUCUCUUGCUGUUGUUACUUUGUAGCCCAUAUGGCUUUCUUCGUGUUGACCUCUUUAGCUUUUACUCCUUUAUCUCUUCAGCCAUGCGGAUGUGAAGAGUCUCUGCUCAAUGGGUUCUAAGCUUUUGCCCAAGUUUCGUUUGUGUUUUCCAAUGUGGAAGUUGGACUUCAAGGACGUCUAUGGUUUUUAGUGAUAGAGAGGUACAUAUUCAGUUUAUUUAUCAAA